AAACAAUCCUUCCUCUUUUUUCAAAAAAAUUUCUUCAAAAAAAUUCUUCCUCUUUAAAAAAAAAAAUUAUUUCCUUUUUUUUUAAAGAAAAAUGAUAAGAGGAUAUUCAUUAAACCAAGAUUUAAAAUUGCUAGUAAAUAAUUCAAAGUAUAGUGAUAUAGAAAUAUUAUGUAAGGAUGAAAUAAAAUUAUAUGGUUGUAGAGCAAUUUUAGCAGCAAGGUCUGAAGUACUUGAAGGAUUACUUUAUAAUGGAAUGAAAGAGAGUUUCGAAAGACAAAUUUCUUUUCCAACGAUCAAUUCUUCUGGAAUGAAAAUUAUAUUAGAAUAUAUUUAUGUUGGAUCAAUUGAAGUAAAUUCUUUGACUAAAGAUAAUAUAAUUGAAGCUUAUUGUGCUGCGGAUUAUUUUCAAUUAUUGGACCUUCAGGAAUUUAUAAUGAGAACCAUUAAAAUUUUUUUAAAAAAUAAUUACACAACAAACUAUUCGCCCGAAUUAUUAUCUAAAGUUGUAGAAAUUAUGCCUUUAUCAGAGGAUAAUACUCUUCUUAACUUAUUAGUCAAAGAAGUAGCAACUAUUUUAUUAACUGAUAUUGAAAUUGGUCGAUUAUCUAUUAUAGCUCUUCAAUAUCUUUUAUUUUAUGCACAUGAAAAUGAUAUACCUUUUGCAACACCAGAGUAUGAAGUUUUCCGAUAUAGUGCUAUUUUUGCAGCUAAAAAUGUUUCUGAUGUUACAUAUAAGGCUCUAAUGGAAAAGUUACCAACUUUAGAGCAAAUAGAUAACUUGAUUCAAAUAGAAAAUAAAUUUAUUACAGAUCAUCAAAAAGUUGCUCAAGAAUUGGAACAUUUGAUCGAAUAUAUUGAUUUCAGACGAAUAAAAAAAAGCCAAUUUGAUUUUAUUGAACCGUUAAAAAUUAUUCCAGCUGAAAUAAUUCAACAUAAUUCAGAAUUAAUUAAUUCAGAUUUAAACAAUAUUCGAGGAAUCCCAAUUUAUAGAAUUAAAGAAUCUGAACUUUUUUGGGAUGAAUCAGCAUGUGGAUCAAAUCUUGUUAUUGAGGAUAAUGGGAAAAUUAUACAAGCAUCAAAUAAUUGUAAAUCACACCAAAGUGCUAGAGCUAACAUAUUAAUAGAAGACAAAGGUAAUCAACCUAAUGGAUGGGUAUUAGGUUCUGGUGGUGCGUUUCGUAAUAAUAAUAACUUUGUAAGAAAUUAUUGUCCCUCGUUUCACAAAGAUGGUGCAAGAAUUACAGUUCAUUUAGAUAUGAAUAAAAGAACUUGUGCUUUUACAGUAAAUGGUAUAAAGUAUCGGGAAAUAUUAGAAUGGAAUAAUUUACCAUCAAAGCCUUAUCCGGUAGUAUCAUUACGUUAUCCUGGUCGUUUUCGAAUUCUAUCUCAUCAAAAGAAAUAGAAAAUUUUUGUCCUCAUAUACAGCAGUUUAGCCAAUAAAAUUUCACAAAAAAAUUCUAUUUAAGCCGAAAAUGUCUAUCACGUUACUCUGUUUCGUCAAAGGAAA
Rhizophagus irregularis DAOM 181602=DAOM 197198 is the source of this 1507-nucleotide messenger RNA. NCBI's taxonomy places the organism in Eukaryota, Fungi, Glomeromycota, Glomeromycetes, Glomerales, Glomeraceae. The record is from RefSeq and is a predicted model, not a curated record.